Vollenhovia emeryi is the source of this 1633-nucleotide messenger RNA. RefSeq names its product probable kinetochore protein nuf2. The coding region runs from base 216 to 1496 and encodes 426 amino acids. Lineage: Eukaryota; Metazoa; Arthropoda; Insecta; Hymenoptera; Formicidae. The transcript has 9 exons. Gene Ontology annotation, cellular component: Ndc80 complex; kinetochore. The record is from RefSeq and is a predicted model, not a curated record.
ACAGACUUGGGCCCAGUUUCACCAAAUGUCACUUUAAUCUUGGUUUAAUUCACGUUUGUCUCUUUCCAAAGUAACAGUUGGAAAGAGGCAAGGAAUGAAUUAAGCUAAGCUUUAAGUUAACGUUGCUGAAGUCUGACCUAAGGAUUGUCCUUGCUGUUGGCAGUUGCUAGUUAACCGAAGAUCAUCCAUUUACUCGCAGGCAAGGUUUGAUCGUCAUGGAUACAUCCAUCAACGUGAUGCACCGUAUCUUACAGGACGCCUCGUUGCCGUCUACCAUUGAAGAUCUUAAAAAUCCAACGGAGAAAUACGUCGUGAAUUUAUUGUCAACAUUCUUGGCGUGGUUUCAUAUCGAUAUCAACGCGAUCGAUCAGCCAAUUUCGGAACAACUUACCGCUAUGACGUACUACGACGAUUCCGACGUGAUAAAUCUUAUAAAUUUACACACAGUUGUAAAACAUAUAUUCGAAAAGAUAUUUCUACACGACUUUUGUCUCACCGACAUUACCAGUCCAGGGCAUAAACGACUUAGGAAACAAGCAAAGUUUCUGUCUAACUUUGUAUUAUAUGCUAUGCAUAAGAAACCACAGAUCACUGAGAAGAUGAAUGAAAUUCAGAAUGCAGUUAAGCUGCUCGAGGAACUGAAAGAAAAAAAGGCUCAAGUUUCUGAGUCUUUUAAUAAUAAGAUUAUGCACAAAGCGAAGCAGCUGUCCAUGAUUGAAAAACUAGAAUAUGAUAUACAACAAAUAGAGUUAAAUGCAGAAAACAUUGAUAAAAAAGUGGUUGAGGUUGAAGCAGUGAAAACCAAGGUGGAAAAGGAAAAUCUAAAAACUAAAGAAGUUGUUAGCUCCCUUAGGAUAAAUAGGGGGAAACUAACUGAUAAGGUAACAGAUAUACAAUCAGAAGUUAUAAAUUCUCCGGAAAAAUAUAAAUCCCGUUUAGACGAAAUCAAGUCGCAAAAGGCAUUGAAAGAAGAAGAACGCGGUAGAAUGGAGGAAGUCAUUCAGGACAAGAAACGAUCCGCAAAACGAUUCAAUGAAAAACUUAGUUUAGUUCAGAAAGUAACUAACGAGUUUUGUAUAUUGGCAAAUAUACUUCAAGAGCACAAAAGCAAGAAAGAGGAAUUAAAUAAUACUAGCAAAGAAAUUGAUUUAUUGAAUAAUACAUCCAGUAAGUUAAAAACUGAAUCAGCAAUGCACGAAAGUAAAGUGAAUGCUGAAAAAACCGAGAUAAACACACACCGUGAAGAUAUACUUCUUCUGUGCAAUCAGCAUAAACAAUUAUUAAGUGAAAAAAAGAUACAGAAAACUAAAAUAGAUAACAAUCGAGAUUGUUACAAUGAAAAAAGCUUGAAAAUAAGUAAAUUACAAGCGGAAAUUAAAGUGACAGAGGAAAAAACUACAGCUUUUAUGAAGAGUUGCCAAGAGGCUUAUGAUAAGGAAAUUGCUGAAGAGAAAGAAUUACGAAAAGCCUGGGAAGGAGCAGAAAGUUUUGUGUAAAAUAUUUAAAAAAAUUUAAUGUAUAAAUAGUUAAUAUGAAGUAUCAAAGUAUGCAUAUGUAUCAAAGAUGAUAUUCUAUAUGUCUUUUUUUAUUGAAAAUGUGUAAUUUGUUAAAAUAUAACUACUCUUUUCUACAA